UUCGGCGCGGAGUUUGAGUGUUCGCGCUCUGACCGACAAGGAGUACGUGCUGCUGGCCGGUAGAUGGCGCGCGUGGAGCAGUCACUCAGAAAGACAAACUUGACAGCGACAAAAACACGACAGCUGGCAACUUCUGAAGGGUUUGAGAUAUGUCAACACCCCUGCAAAUUUCUGGCCGUGCUUUGCACAGACACGUUCAAAAUGCGCUGUGUCUACUCUCCAGACCAAACAGUUCGGCUGCUCCGACUGCCCCCUCAUCCCCAUCAAAGAAAGACAAUACCCAACAGAAUAACAACGCUCAUAUCAAGCCUGUCUUCCACAACAGAAAUCCAAGGAACCUGGAGCUGUUAACGAUUGCAUCGAAACCAGAAGGCUAUCAUUUAGACUCUUUUGAAGUGUCCUACUGGCAUAAGCUGCUGGUCCGUCUGUCUUGGGGUAAAAUUUCAGCUGAAGUAGUUCACAAUAACGGCACAACUGUAGUAAGUGCAUCAUCAGGAGAGUUUGGAAUUGAAAAGCUCCUGUACAGAACAGCAGAUUCGUCUGCAUACAAAACAAUUGGGAAAGUUAUUGCCCGGAGAUGCCUUGAAAGUGGUAUUAGUACAGUUUUUUGUGAUUAUAAGCCUGAAGAAGGGACCAAGAUGGAUUUGUUACUUAAAGAAGCACAGAAUGGUGGCUUGUCAUUAGAGGAGGCACCUGUCUAUGUUCCUCCAUUGCCUCAGACUAAAGGAGUACCGACAAAACCAUGGGAUAUUAUUUCAUAAUCUAAUUUAAUGUUUCUUGUUUUAUCUUGUUUGUCCAAUACAUAGUUGCUUGGAUGACAUUGUUUUUGACACCUGAUGUUGAUGUUUUGAAGUCAAAGCAGUCAUUAAAUGUAUUACCACCAAA
Thrips palmi is the source of this 885-nucleotide messenger RNA. RefSeq names its product 39S ribosomal protein L18, mitochondrial (gene mRpL18). NCBI's taxonomy places the organism in Eukaryota, Metazoa, Arthropoda, Insecta, Thysanoptera, Thripidae. Gene Ontology annotation, biological process: translation. Bases 150 to 761 code for a protein of 203 amino acids. Gene Ontology annotation, molecular function: structural constituent of ribosome; 5S rRNA binding. Gene Ontology annotation, cellular component: mitochondrion; ribosome. The transcript is spliced from 5 exons. The record is from RefSeq and is a predicted model, not a curated record.